AUGUGUCUGCCUUGCUUUCCGUGGACGUGGACCGAGUACGAGGAUCCGUUGGACUCGAUGCCGGAGCAGCAUGUGUGGGUGCAUGACGGGCAGGCGUGGUCUCUUCAGCGAUAUUCGCCCAAGGCCCCCCGACGCCUACUACCACGGUCUGCAGGCUCCGAGCCUCUUCGCCAGGUGCGCUUCCAGACGCCCGCCAGCAACGCAGCAGCCCUCAAGGCCGCAGCUGCUGCUUCUUCGUCGCCCGCUUCUCCCUUCAUCUCCUCCACCACCAACUCAACCACCAAUCCUCCCACCACCACUGCCGCAGCUCCAGCCUCGGCCUCGACUGGCGAAACCUCGUCCAGCAACCAGCCCGACAGCUUCCCGCAGCUCGGUGCGCCGCCUUACAGCACUCUGGGCGCUGGCCAGUGGCACACAGCUGCUGAUCCCACGCAGAGCGUCAAGUUGCCUGGCCAGCCGUUUGCCGGCUUUGCAGCACCUGGCGCUGGUCCUGGCCCUGGCGCGUCACCCUUCCAGCUGCACCCCCAGCUGUUUGCCGGCCCGUUCUCUCCUCUGCAACAACAACAUCACCACCAAAUCUCUGUGCAGCUCCAGCCUCACGCCUCCCUCCCUACCACCGCGCCCAUCACCUACAUCGGAAGCCCCAUCGCCAUGGCAGACUACCAGAACGCAGCGCCCAUGCAUACGGGUGUCAACUUCCAGCCGCCGGUGCCUGACACGACGUUUGGCCCGAUCCCGCACGUCUACGUGCCUCGCUUUGACGGGGGUUACAUGCCUGCUGCUGUUCAAGUCGGUCUCCCCUCGGUACAGUUUGUUUCCCGCCCAGUCACUGCCGCGCCCAUGUCCACUGCCACGUACACCGUCGUGACGCCAAAGACAUAUUACUACAACGGCUACACCUACUAUGCAAUCGCUCAGCCCAGCUACGUUGUUGCCCAGCAGCCUGCCGUCGUCCCGCAGCCCUUCGUCGGCCAGCAGCCUGUCAUGAUUGGCGGACAACCAGCUUCUGCUGCAAUCCCUGUCCAGCAAGUGCACGCUGUUCCUCCGAUGGGAAUGCCCGGCGCCGGCGGCAUGCCCGUCUAUGCAGGUAAUGGCCAAAUCCCCGAUGUUUUUGGUCUCGGGAAGACUCCAGCAGAGGAGACGGUGCGACAGCUCCAGUUUGCACAUGCGAACAAGUUGUUCGAGCCCCAAGAGUUCAAGCCGUCGGAUGACGAUCCAUCUCGUUUCUACUAUGUUCGCGAAGUUGACGGUAAUUGGACCCAGCGCAACCGGUUUACUAUUGACCACCUCGGUGACUGCCGAUGGUACGUCACCGACGAGGGCUGGUUUUACGCCGUCAGGAUGCCCAACUAG
Messenger RNA from Trichoderma citrinoviride, 1353 nucleotides. RefSeq lists its product as hypothetical. Bases 1 to 1353 code for a protein of 450 amino acids. The record is from RefSeq and is a predicted model, not a curated record. The transcript has 3 exons. NCBI's taxonomy places the organism in Eukaryota, Fungi, Ascomycota, Sordariomycetes, Hypocreales, Hypocreaceae.